UACGCUACAGGCACUUUGGUUAUUCAGUUUGGCAAAUACGGAAAAGUUUAAGAUGUGCGAUAAACAAUUUUUCUCUUUCCACACUAAUUAUUAUUUUAAAGAUGAAACAAAACUGGUUAUUUAGGCUUUGAAAAUGUUGGUAUGAAUAUCAAGAAUUUAUCAAGCAACUACUUAACAGUGAUUUUUUAAUUGAGUUCUGUUAUUAGCUUCUUCGUCCGAAAAAAUGAAGAUUAGUGGUGCUAGUCUUCUCCUCGCAUUCACUGCAUUCCUGCAGGAAUCGAAGUGCAUGGAGUUUCCCGACUACGUUCCUCCUGCUGGAAUAGGUGGUCGAACAGGUAUUGUUGAUCUGCAAUUAAGGGAUUCACAAGAGCUUACUGCUUUUCUCUAUCAGGCCCACAUUACACCUGAAUGGGUGGAGAAUACACCAACUAAGGAUUUUAAACACUAUGCGGUUUAUAUACAUACAUUUAAUAAUUUAAAUCAUCAGACUAUACAUGUCCCGGACACCUGGAUAAUUCAAGCUCCUCUUCUGGAGAAUGCUACUAUGACGUUAGGCAAUUUAAACUUUCAGACUGAUACGGCUCAUUUUCACACUUACGAUCAAACGUUAUCUGUUACUGGAUAUUACGUGAAUCGCAUAUAUGUAGCAGUAAAAGGAACUAGAGAAAUCCUUUCUGCGACUGUUAUUCCAUCACUCCCAGAAGUCACACCAUUCCCAGCUAAUAUUAUUGCAAGAGAUGUACCAUCUGGCAGAAUAGUGGUAUCAUUGUACCAUCGCGGUCAUUUUACCGCUGAUCUUUUCCCGGCCCGCAAUGUACCUGGAUGGUUGACAACUCCAUCAUAUACUAAUUUCAAAAACUAUGAGAUUUUUGUACAUACAUUGAAUCAUGGCAUUCAUUGGGCUACAUACCGGUAUGACAGAAGCCUUGGUUUACCUCCUUUUCCGUCUACCGUUCGGCUUACACUCGGCCAGGUGAGCCUUAUUCGCGGAGGAAGAAAUUUGCAAGAUUACAAUCACGAGAUUAUACUUCUACAUUCCAUCGAUUCUGUAUAUAUAGCGCUGCAAAAAACUAACAUCAUCAAAUAUGCAGAGUUAAGACCAGAUGAUAAAGCAAAAAGCGCAGAACCAAAAAAAAAUAAACAUGCGAAUCGGCCUCGUGAACGAGGCCCAUACAAGAAACAUAGCGGCAUACAUAUAUUCCAAUAAAUUUCUGAAGAAUAUUGAUAUAUUUUGAAAUUUCAUGUGAAACUACUACCAUUCCUUCCUAUAGUAA
Belonocnema kinseyi is the source of this 1274-nucleotide messenger RNA. RefSeq lists its product as uncharacterized. The coding region runs from base 224 to 1207 and encodes 327 amino acids. NCBI's taxonomy places the organism in Eukaryota, Metazoa, Arthropoda, Insecta, Hymenoptera, Cynipidae. The record is from RefSeq and is a predicted model, not a curated record. The transcript has 3 exons.